GUGCAUGUCGCGGCGGACGCGCGUCGUCGAUCGUUGCCCGUCGAACGCUCGUUCGAGCGGACCCUUUUGUCUCGUGUCCCUGCACGCGUCGCUGACAUAUAUUUGCGAGACGAUAGCAUUGUUGAAACACUCGCUCGCUCACGCCCCGCGAUGGGAAAUAUAAUCGUCCGUUGAACGACGGCCCGCGAACACUUUAAUUAUUCGACCUUAAUUCUUGCGCAGAGCCGACGAUGCUCAAUUUCCAUCCAGCAUUCGACGGAUUAUAAACGGUUUCGCGGUAAAUGCGCGCUUCUUGGAAGAUUAAAAAGGACGUGCGUACCGGAUACGUUGAAAGCGUGUAUUAUGUUUUUUUUUCUGAUGAAAGAUAAGCAUUCUGAUAUGCAGUGAUGAAUAACAGUUUGCCGUGGAGGAUAUGUUUAUCACCUAUGGUUUCAGGAGGAGAGAUUGAAUGAAGAUUUAUAUAAUCGUUUUCUAUAUGCAAAGCAAAAUAUAUUGCGACUGAAUUGUUCCGCUGCAUCUGUUUUAUAAGUGAAUGUAUCAAUGCCAUCACGUAUAAUUUGUCACGCAUUGAUAAAUGGACCAUAAUUAGUAAUACAAGAUCCAGAUCUCUAAGUUGAAACUUAUGUUGCAAGUAACAAAGAUCCAUUUGUACCAAUAGGAUACCAAUGAGGAUUUGAUGCUACCAAUCUCUCGUGAUUAAAGAUAGAUAGAAGAGGAAAACUGCGUGCCAUGAUUAUCUCUUUUUGUAACAAGUGACCUUGAUGUGUAAGCUUCAAAAAUGGCUUCGAAGAAUUUAUCAUCUUAUCAAAACAUCCUGUUUGCCAGAAGGCAAUAAUAAACUAUUGUUCAUCGUGCAUUUUUACGAGCAAAAAUGAGCAUGAUCAAGAUCAUAAUACAUACUAAAGUAUUUAUAGCGCUAUUGAGUUGAGUCGCAAUUUAUAUUAGAUAUCAUGGUGCAGCAGCGGCUUCCCAGUUUUGAUGUUUUGUAUUCAGGUGGUCGCAGUGGUCGGCGGUUUAUAUUAACACUGGCUGCUGGAAUGGUCUUUGGUUUUCUGUCGGCAUGUCUGCUCAUUACGUCCACGAGAGACGUGCCUCACAUGUUCAGUUGGAUACCAGGUAAUACUGCCCUAUCUAGAGACCCUCAUCAUUACUCGGAGUUGGAAUCGGAGAUUGGUCCUGAAACAGAAGUGAAAUUUCACGGUGAGGAUGAAGAUUUUCACAAGGGGGAAGACAAGAUAGCCCAGGAUAUGGCAAGAAAAGUUCGUGUACUGUGUUGGAUCAUGACUGGUCCGAAGAAUCAUCAGAGCAAGGCCCGUCACGUGAAGGCAACGUGGGGCAAACGCUGUAACAUACUUUUGUUCAUGAGUUCCGCGGAAGACGCUAGUUUACCUACUGUAGUGUUGCCAGUAAAAGAGGGUAGAGAUAACUUGUGGGCUAAGACCAAAGAAGCGUUCAAAUAUGCUUAUGAAAAGUACAAAGACAAAGCAGAUUGGUUCAUGAAGGCGGAUGACGACACAUACGUGGUAGUGGAAAAUCUGCGGUACAUGCUAUCGUCCUACAAUCCAAAUUCGUCGCUGUACUUCGGAUGCAGAUUCAAGCCUUUCGUGAAACAAGGCUACAUGAGCGGCGGUGCGGGAUACGUACUUAGUAAAGAGGGUUUACGUAAAUUCGUGGAGGAGGGCUUACCUGACAAGACCAAGUGCCGACCGGAUAACGGCGGUGCGGAAGACGUGGAGAUCGGGAAAUGCCUCGAGAGAGUCGGCGUACGCGCGAUGGACACUAGAGAUCCUCACGGUCGGGGUAGAUUCUUCCCAUUCGUGCCGGAGCAUCAUUUGAUACCCAAUCACGUGGACAAGAACUUCUGGUACUGGAAGUACAUCUACUACGAGACGAAGGACGGCUUGAACUGCUGUUCGGACAGUGCCGUUUCGUUUCACUAUGUGUCGCCGAACAUGAUGUACGUUCUCGAGUAUCUGAUUUAUCACUUGAGGCCGUACGGGAUUAAUCACGGCCUGGAAAAAUCCUCGUCGGACCGUGCGUCAACGUUGACCGAAUACUAGUCCUUACACUGUCGUAAAUAGAGCGUAAGAUUCUGUAAUUCUUGUUUUGUACACGAUACUAGUCCACUCGAGCCAACGAUGCGAGCAUAAAACACUCUCAGAAGAGAAAAAGUGUGAUAUAUCGUACUUCUUAGAUAAAUCUAUACGUAUCUCUAUGUUAAUAUGUAAUAAGGGUGCUACAGCCAUAAAGGAGUAGAAGGAGAAGGAGAUAUAUAUUCUGCAAGCACAAUAGAUAUAGAAUGACCUCUCGCGACUACGUUCGCGAUUCUAUCGGUUGGAGCGUCGAGUUGCGUCGCAUUUUGAACUUGUUAAGAUUGUAUCGGAUGUGAUAAUGAUUUCAUUUAGCACAUAAGUGUACUCAAAUAAGAUCUAAUUGCAGAAUAAAUCUUAUAUUUUACUGCCGUGAAGUACGUAAAAAAUAAGUUUAUCUAUCCUUCGUUUCUUUUUUAAAAAAUGCCUUUUUAUAUAUAUAUAUAUUUUAUAUAUACGCGGCACCUGUGCUUUUAAAUAGUUAUUUAAAUAGCGUUGAAUUUCAUGACUGCGCAAAA
Molecule: messenger RNA, 2608 nt
Organism: Ooceraea biroi (clonal raider ant)
Lineage: Eukaryota; Metazoa; Arthropoda; Insecta; Hymenoptera; Formicidae
Gene: C1GalTA
Product: Glycoprotein-N-acetylgalactosamine 3-beta-galactosyltransferase 1
Cellular component (GO): membrane
Molecular function (GO): N-acetylgalactosaminide beta-1,3-galactosyltransferase activity
Source: RefSeq, a predicted model, not a curated record